Molecule: messenger RNA, 360 nt
Organism: Chlorella variabilis
Lineage: Eukaryota; Viridiplantae; Chlorophyta; Trebouxiophyceae; Chlorellales; Chlorellaceae
Exons: 4
Biological process (GO): cytoplasmic translation
Cellular component (GO): ribosome
Molecular function (GO): RNA binding; structural constituent of ribosome
Source: RefSeq, a predicted model, not a curated record
GCCGCGGGCCCCAAGAAGGGCAAGAAGGCCCUGACCUUCACCAUUGACUGCGCAAAGCCUGUGGAGGACAAGAUCAUGGAGAUUGCUUCCUUUGAGAAGUUCCUGGUUGACAAGAUCAAGGUCGGCAACAAGACUGGCGUGCUGGGCGACAACGUCAAGGUGAGCCGCGACAAGACCAAGAUCACGGUGACGUCGGAGAUCGCGAUGAGCAAGCGGUACCUCAAGUACCUCACCAAGAAGUACCUGAAGAAGCACAACGUGCGCGACUGGCUGCGCGUCAUCGCCUCCAACAAGGACCGCUCCGUGUACGAGCUCCGCUACUUCAACAUCGCAGACCAGGCGGAGGAUGAGGAUGAGGAC